UGAGAACCGGCGCCCAUGUGGGACGGUGUUGCUUGCAAGUGGAGGUUUAACUCAGUAAGCCACCGUGCCAUCCCCAAGAGAAUCCUUUAUCAAACUGGAGUCAGCUUGGACCCCCUUCUCUGCCCAGCACCACCUGUCACCCCCAGCAGAUACCUGCAAGUCCCCCUCCUUGGACCCGGAGUCCCCCUGCUGGUCAGAGCACUGGCCAGCUCUGGGUUCAGUGGAGUGAGAGAUGAGCUCAGCGGGGCUUGUGUCCCACCCUGGCUGCAGCGGGGAAACAGGUGCCUGGAGUCAGAGAAGAGGCCUCUGAGGUGUGGAGUUGAGCGUGCCCCUCAUGGGCACAGGAGAGUGACGGGGUGUGGGCACCCCUCAGCGCAAAGGAAGGGAGGGAGAGAUGGCCCGGCCGUGACGGACGGGGUGGCCCCUGGUCACUGCCGAUGAGGGAGGGCCGAGGGCCACUUGCUGGGCUCCACAGCAGGGGUGCCCUUGAGGCCGAGGGGAUACAAGCACCCCCUCCAGCAGGAGUGUUCCCUGGGUGUUCCACCAUGCAGCUGAAGAAGAGGGAGGGGGGUCAGCGAGAAAAAGAGGGCCUCACAAGCCACUCUAAGGACCGGAGUGAGGCAGGCCCAUGGGAGUGGGGACAGUUCUGGACAGGCCCCCGCUGGCCGAUAGCUGCCAUCAAGAGUGAGAGGCACAGAGAGCCCAGCGAGGAAGUCCAAGCAGGGGCUGGGGUCUCAGCGCACAGGAAGGGGUCCAGGAUGAGCUGGUUCCCGGAGACCUGGCAGCAGGUGCAACCCCGGGCAGUCGCUGUAGAGGUGGAGUCCAGGCGGCCUCCGCGUCCCUGGUGGACAUAGUGCCUCUGCGAUCAUAUCCUGCAGGCGGUGUCCCACCCAGUCCGUCCUCCCACUCAGUCCCCCGGCCUCCCUCUGUCUUCAGAGCUGGCCCCACGCGCUCUGGACAGCUCUGGAGCCCGGGUUGGCGAUGGCCCCUUGUCCCUCUGAGCAGAGCUAUGAUGGGGUGGCUACCUUUCACCCCCGCAUCACACACCCACGUGUCUUCUCUCUGUGUCCCGCAGAGGCCGAUCCCCGCCGCCAUGCCUGCCCCACGGUGCGCCUCAUGCCACGAGGCCCGCGCCGCCCUCCGACGCCCCAGCUCAGGGCAGGCGCUGUGCGGCGCCUGUUUCUGCGCCACCUUUGAGGCCGAGGUGCUGCACACGGUGCUGGCGGGCCGCCUGCUGCCGCCGGGCGCCGUGGUGGCCGUGGGCGCCUCGGGAGGCAAGGACUCCACGGUGCUCGCUCAUGUGCUGCGCGCACUCGCCCCUCGCCUGGACAUCUCUCUGCACCUCGUGGCCGUGGACGAGGGCAUCGGGGGCUACCGGGACGCGGCGCUGGCGGCCGUGAAGCGCCAGGCCGCGCGCUGGGAGCUGCCGCUCACCAUCGUGGCCUACGAGGAUCUCUUUGGGGGCUGGACCAUGGACGCCGUGGCCCGCAGCACGGCCGGCACGGGCCGCAGCCGCUCCUGCUGCACCUUCUGCGGGGUGCUGCGGCGCAGGGCGCUCGAGGAAGGAGCUCGCCUCGUGGGAGCCACGCACAUCGUGACAGGCCACAACGCGGACGACAUGGCGGAGACCGUGCUGAUGAACUUCCUGCGGGGUGAUGUGGGGCGGCUGGCCCGGGGCGGGGGUCUGGGCUCGCCGGGCGAGGGGGGCGCCCUGCCGCGCUGCCGCCCGCUGCAAUUUGCCUCGCAGAAAGAGGUGGUGCUGUACGCGCACUUCCGGCGCCUGGACUACUUCUCCGAGGAGUGCGUGUAUGCGCCCGAGGCCUUCCGCGGCCACGCCCGCGACCUGCUCAAGCUCCUGGAGGCGGCGCGGCCAUCGGUGGUGCUGGACCUCGUGCACUCGGCCGAGCGCCUGUCGCUGGCCCCGGCCGCGCGGCCCCCGCCCCCCGGCACCUGCUCCCGCUGCGGGGCCCUCGCCAGCCACGCGCUCUGCCAGGCCUGCGCCCUCCUGGACGGCCUCAACCGAGGCCGGCCCCGCCUGGCCAUCGGCAAGGGGCGCCGGGGACUGGACGAGGAGGGGGCACCGCCCUCAAGGCCGCAGGGUGGUGAAGGGGGUCAGGAGGGCGUCCCCGCCUCUGCACCCAUCCCCACCUUCUAGUGACGCUGCCUGGAACUGGGGCUGGGGGCGGGGUCCCACAUCACUGACAGUGUGAAUAAACCUGUGUAACUCUU
Ochotona curzoniae (black-lipped pika) is the source of this 2229-nucleotide messenger RNA. RefSeq names its product cytosolic thiouridylase subunit 1 (gene CTU1). Gene Ontology annotation, molecular function: tRNA binding. Gene Ontology annotation, biological process: tRNA wobble position uridine thiolation. Bases 1010 to 2155 code for a protein of 381 amino acids. The record is from RefSeq and is a predicted model, not a curated record. The transcript has 2 exons. Gene Ontology annotation, cellular component: cytosolic tRNA wobble base thiouridylase complex; mitochondrion. NCBI's taxonomy places the organism in Eukaryota, Metazoa, Chordata, Mammalia, Lagomorpha, Ochotonidae.